Messenger RNA from Vicia faba (fava bean), 378 nucleotides. NCBI's taxonomy places the organism in Eukaryota, Viridiplantae, Streptophyta, Magnoliopsida, Fabales, Fabaceae. The record is from the annotation of a GenBank genome assembly.
AUGGCGGUUCCUCUUAAGGAUACUGAGAGCGAGAAUUUGUUGGAUUACCUUGAGGUUUGUAUUGAUUUCAUUGAUCAGAGUAGGAAGGAAGGUGGCGUUUUGGGUUUUACUUGUGUUUUUAUAUGCAAUCCAUCAGUUAUUACUGCUUAUUUGAUGAGAAGCGAGAAUAUGUCACUAGAAGAGCUCUGCAUCUUGGACUUAAGUGUUUAUUUUUCUGUGCUUUUAUUUGCUGCAAAUGCACUUGAAUCGUUAAAGGUGAGUUGUGAACUUGUUUUCCCCAAUGAUGGUUUUCUAGAGCAGGGAGGAAAAUUGAAAGAAGUGCAUAGAGCUCACAUGCUUAAUGCUACAUUUUGCAAUCUGCAGUACGUUUAUAUAUGA